Messenger RNA from Ochlerotatus camptorhynchus, 2106 nucleotides. It is a transcript of the gene Spindly, whose product is annotated as spindly. The transcript is spliced from 3 exons. Bases 164 to 2065 code for a protein of 633 amino acids. The record is from RefSeq and is a predicted model, not a curated record. Gene Ontology annotation, cellular component: condensin complex; chromatin; condensed chromosome. Gene Ontology annotation, biological process: mitotic chromosome condensation. Lineage: Eukaryota; Metazoa; Arthropoda; Insecta; Diptera; Culicidae. Gene Ontology annotation, molecular function: chromatin binding.
CAAAGCAUGUAAAAGAUUAUUCUCGUCAGGAACGGAAGUUUUCCAGUAUAAAUUUUCAAUUUGUUCGCUCACUUUGAUCGUAAAUAAUAGUUCAAUUAUUCGUACGAUUGCAUAUUAGUUGCACUGAUUCAUUGGUAAUGAUUCUGAAGAGAAGUGAAUAAAGAUGAAUGCAGCAAACCAAACAAUCAUCGCUGACAUUCAGUCGCUAACGGGGGACGAACUGGCCGAACAGUACCGCCACUUGGCCGAUGCCUACCGAUCGUUGAAACGAUCCCACGAAGAGGAACUGCAGACGAGUCAUGAGCUGAAACGGAACUACCAAACGGCUUCCGAAUCGGUUGCCUACAUGAGUGCCGAGUUGGAAUCGAUUGAUUCCGUCCACAAGGAAGAAUUGGCUAAACUGAAGGAAAAGUAUGUUUUGACGCUGAUGAGUCUGAAAGAUUCGAAUGCGGAUUUCAAGCAGCACAAUUUGUCCCUAGAAACCACGGUUGAUGAUUUACAGAAGCAAAUUGUACAGCUGAAAGAGAAACUCGAAGAAUUGGAACAGUCAUCCGGCAAAUCCGAAUCGGUAACGGGAAAUGUAUCACUCACUUCCGAAAAGGAAGCCUUCCUGGAGAGAGAAAACGAAGAACUGAAGCUGAUGAUCGCCGAAUUGCAGGAGAAAAUUGAUACGCUGACGUUGCAGUUGGUCAAUUCGGAAAGCAAAGUGGAAAAUCUGGAGGAAAAGGUCGACUGUGUCGAAGAUAAUCUCAGCUCGAAACGGCAAGAAUUGGAGGAACUGCAAGUGCUACUGGAUUCCACUCAGGAAGAGAAUAUGCGCUUGAAUUCGGAAAUCGCUGCCCUGCGGAGUGCUCCUCAGGAUGCCAACCAGAAAGGCAAUUCACUGUUUGCGGAGGUGGAUGAUCAGCGGCAAAAGAUGAUUGAAAUGCUGCAGUCGCAGCGGAAACGCUUCAAUGAGAUGAAAAAACUGUACGGCGAGAGUCAGUUCCAGAUGCGGAGGCUUACACGGGAGAACGAGGAGCUUUGCAACGAAAUUAAGACGUGCAGUGAGUUGUUUACGAAGGCGGACAACGGCUUUCGGGAUGAAACAAGCCGGCAAAUUAGUGCCCUGGGAAAGGAGGUCGGCCAGUUGCGGGAACAGUUGUCGACGACGGAAAGGAGGUUGCUGGAAACGGCUAGCGAUACAAAGUGGGUUGAGCCUUUUGUGUCGUUUUACAGACACGAAUGUAGCGACUUGAAGACGAAACUUUUCCAGUCGCAAAUGGCCAAACGGCUGGUGGACGAAAUAUGCUGGGAAGCACAGCGGGACCUAGCCAAGUGGCGUUUUGAGGCACUGAAGUCACGCUUCAUCAUUAUCAAUCGGGAGUCUCUACUGGAGGAACAUGGAAUCAAUUUCGCGCCACUGGACGCCUUGGCAGUGGGAAUCCACAUUGACGAAGCGACCAUGGUUAAGGCUAAACCACACUUGGACUUUACAGCCGGAAUAGUCAAUGUCAAGACUGUCACCGGUGUAGGCAGCGAGUUGGAUCCAGUGACCGACCUGGAACACGAUCUAACUGUACUUUCGAUUGAGGUACCAAAUGAUGAAUCGCACUUGUUACCACCUCCGCUGCCACCUGCUUCGCUGGCUAAAUCCACAAAAAUCGAAACAAUCACACCGCUAGCAACUCCCCUGGUAACACCAAACCAGUCUCCACGGUCGAUCAAGAAGGAGCUUAAACCUCCAACCAGCUCCCUGCCGUACCGGGACAUUGUCUUCAUACCGAAGGAUGCCCCACUCACGGACAGUCUGAAGAAGAAGCAAUUUGCUGAAAUGCUUGUAAAGACCGUGAAAGCAGAGGAAGGCGCCAAACUGGCUACCAACAAAGUCCUAAACGAUGACGAAGAGAAAGAGAAUAUCGAGCUGGGAGCCAGAGAUGUACAACAGCAGCAGCAACAACAGCAGCAGCAAUCAUCGGAAUCUAAAUCCUGGGGAUGGAUUUCGGAGAAACGAACCAAGCAUAACAUCGUGGUCAGGAAGUUUAAAUUUCCGGAGCGGAAGGUCCCCCUUUCCGAACAAAAGUAGUGAAUGGAAGGUAAGAAUGCUUUGUAGAACUUACUUGAUUA